AUUCUAUACAUCAGCUGGCGAGUGAGAGGUGACCUAUCUCCUCUCUCUCCAUCCGGCCUAUUUAAUCAAUAAAUACAUGUAUUCAAACACUAGUUUAACAAUCAUAAACAGAUAAUGUGGUACCAUUAUCUUCCGUUUAUAACCCCCUUCAUAAGCCUUGAAGUUUCCUUAUUGGCAACUUCUCUAUGAUUUUCCGCCCGCUUCUGCUCAUAUUCCUAGCUGUCAACUCCGAUGCUCAACUUCUUCCUCCGGUCAAGAAUAUACUCCAAAACCACCUUGACAUCUUCCAGAAAGCCGUUGACGCAGGAGAUAAGGCGACGAUGAGCAAAAUGAUACCGUUGAAUCACAUUUCCGAUGAAACACUAGAUAAAUUCAUCAAGGCUCACAAGUCGAUGAAGAUGACUGCAAAAAGCGCGACGUUCAUCGGCACUGGUAAUACCCAGUCUGGUAUCUCUGGAGUAGUGGAGUACGCAAGAGGAGGCCGUACUAUUCUGCUUGAAGUAGUUGUUGAGAAGAGCCCUUCUAGUCCAUCUGCCUACAAGUUUGCGAGUAUCAGAACACCACCGGUCCCUUCCCAACGACGCAGUUUCCCGACUUGUAUGCUGGGAUUGGUCGCGUGCUACCUCCAUCUCAUUGAUGUUUUGCCAGGCAGUGCCGAGGAAAUUCUUAACUCAGUCAAGGCAUGCAACAUCUCCAGAGUUGAAGCAGCUGCAGAAGGGAUAUGGUGGUAAAUGCACCAGCAUCAUUUUUUCCAGGUGCACAUGGUGCAGCCGACAUCUCCACAUUUUUAGCACCCGUCGCAUCCAGCUGGCUAGGUGGAAAUAAAGCAGCCGACGCCUACUGGUUGAAUACAGGACGACCUACUUUUCCAAUAAGCACACGGUGAAUCAUAUUGCCUAAGAUGGUGCUGAAUGCUAACUUCA
Molecule: messenger RNA, 923 nt
Organism: Caenorhabditis elegans
Lineage: Eukaryota; Metazoa; Nematoda; Chromadorea; Rhabditida; Rhabditidae
Gene: Y110A2AL.4
Exons: 4
Coding region: 186-731 (181 amino acids)
Source: RefSeq, marked reviewed